CCUUUAUAUAUUACAAGUUAUCGUUAAUUUUCAGGUUAUGGAUAGUGGACAACCUAGCGACCAAAAUCAGGUAGCAACUUUUGUGAUGGAUGUGGGAGGGGGCGCCGGCGUGCAGCAAGUUUCGUUAGCCUGUUUUGACUGCCAUCUCAACCUGACUGGGCACCGGUAUAUCGUAAAAGAUGAGAAACCUCACUGCAUCAAAUGUUAUGAACAAAUUUAUUCAAAUUCAUGUUUUGCGUGCAAGGGCAAAAUUGGAACCGAUCAGAAGGAUUUAUCAUACAAAGACAAGCAUUGGCACGAUCAAUGCUUCAAAUGUCAAUCAUGUUCCAUUAAUUUGGGAGACAAAUCAUUUGCUUCAAAAGAGGACGCUGUUUAUUGUCCGGACUGUUAUGACAACAAUUUUUCUCUAAGAUGUGAUGCAUGCAAUAAUGUUUUCAAAGGAGGUAUGAAAAAGUACGAGUUUCAAGGUAAAAAUUUUCAUGAGCAAUGUUUUACCUGCAAAGUUUGCAUGCAGCCGAUUGGUGUUAAGACGUUCAUACCGAAAGAUCAACAGCCUAUCUGUGUUCCAUGUUAUGAAGAAAAAUUUGCACAGAGAUGCGUUCAGUGCAACGGAGUCAUCAACAAAGGUGGUAUUACAUACAAAGAUACACCAUGGCACAAGGAGUGUUUCACUUGCACGAACUGCAAAAGACAAUUAGCCGGAGAAAAAUUUACAAGUCAGAACGAUAAACCUUUUUGUGCUGAAUGUUUCGCUCAGUUGUUCGCAAAAAAGUGUUGUCGCUGUACGAAACCUGUUACAGGUUUGGGUACCACGAAAUUUAUUUCUUUCGAUGAUAGGCAUUGGCAUAAUGAAUGUUUUCAAUGUUACAAAUGCACCAGCUCGUUGGUUGGAAGAGGUUUCUUGGUCAGUGGGUUGGAAGUUCUGUGUCCUGCUUGCGGAAGAGCUUAAAGAAAAAAAUGAUAAAUAUUCGAAACAAAAUUUAUGAAAAUUUGCUUUGAUCUUAGAUGUUUUGUGUAGUUUAUUUAUAUUUAAAAUCAAUUUCAUGAGUGUCAAUCUUACGUGAAAUUUCAAUUUUAUCUAGUAUAACUAAUUAAUACACAUAAAUGAACACCAAUUACAUAAAUAGAUAAACUUUAAAACGGCGUUCAGUAAUUUCAGAUACACUGUCGUAUUUAAAUUUAUUGACCUGGCUAUAGUUCAAUGAACUUUCUUCACCAAAUGUUUUUAAAUUAAUAAAUACUGCAUUAAGAUGUAAAAUAUUUAAAUGCAUGUGGUUGGUAAAAUUUAUACUCCAAGUGGCUUGUUUCUGACGUAGCUAUAAACAUUGUGUUGAUAAGAAGAGCUUCAAGAGCAUUAAGUCGAUUUUCAACUGACAACAUAACCAUCAUUUACAGAACUCAAAAUUUUAUUUGCAAAUAUUUCUAUAGCUUAAUCAUUACUUUUAAUUAAUGCUAAAAUUAAGUCAUCUCUACAAACUCUUUUGAUUUCUGCUUGUACACAUCUGACAAAUUACAAAGUUAGUAGUCAAGUGUUCGCGUUUAUUGUUUUGCUAUAAGUUUUAAUUCUGUCUGUAGUCUAGCUGUUUUCAAUAAAAAAUUGAAAUUAUUUUUUUAUGAAUUUCUAUUUUCAAACAAAAUUAUGCUUGUUCAUUU
Molecule: messenger RNA, 1653 nt
Organism: Helobdella robusta
Lineage: Eukaryota; Metazoa; Annelida; Clitellata; Rhynchobdellida; Glossiphoniidae
Exons: 6
Coding region: 38-949 (303 amino acids)
Cellular component (GO): Z disc; nucleus
Molecular function (GO): transcription coregulator activity
Source: RefSeq, a predicted model, not a curated record